GCCAUCUUUGCGCAAGCGCAAAUCGCCAUUUUUGUGAAUAUGGAUCAGGAAUAAUAAUACUACAGGAUUUAUUGUCAGCUGUAGUUUAUAUUUUUUCGGUUGUUUUAGGUUUCAUUUGGUAUAGUUUGUUUCCUCCACAAAUUUAAUUGGAAUGUUGUUUUUGAAGUACUGCGAUUUACAACUACCAUGGCAAAGACUAUACCAUAAAUCGCAUCUUAGAAUCCCUUAGCUUUGGAGGGCAGUGCAAUCAUGGCAGAUCCUGGCUUGUUUGCCCAUUUGCAAAACUGUUACCCUAAUGUUCCGAGUAUGGCUGUUAUCAAAGUCAUGAAAAGGUUUGAUAAUGACAAGGAUAAGUGUAUGAAGGCUCUAGAUGAUGAAAGGAAACAUUAUCCUGAGCCUGGUAGUAUAGCUGGCGCCGUCCCUGUGCAGGAAACACAGAACUCUAGUAAUAAUACUUUAAGAAGUCCCAGUGAGGGCAAGUCUAUUUUUACAAGGAUUCAAGAAUUGAAUGUGUCCCGAGAAGGAGGUGCUCAUUCCAAACCUUUAACCACUGAGAGACAUGUCACCACCAUUGAGAGGCCUAUUAUAAACACUAGAAAUAAUGACCCGAAACGACCAGUUGUUGUAUCAUUUACUUCCCAAACUGGGGAGAAAUCUUCAAAUGCUAUAGCCACUGUUCCACCUAAUAGGGCCUUUGGUGUCAGUAGCACAUCAACGCCACAGACAGCACCUGCUGAUUUCGCCCAGUUUAUGUUCAACCGCUCUCCUGGGGAUGUUCCAAAUAUAAAUUGCCAUGCUGGAAAAUCACGACAGGUACCUGUAAACUCAGUGUCCACCAGUAGCCCAGUUGAGCAGCGCCGACCAGUCAAGGUUAUCAACAUUCCUCCGGGGUCAUCGUCGGGAGGUUCUGUUUCACCGGCCGCGACCCCACCAAACCAUCGCCAGAUCCGCAUGCAUUUUGGAGACACUGGUGGCGUCUGCACUAUAUCAGCGCCCACCUCAACAAUGCAGCGCUACGGUUCUACCCCCAACGUAAGCCAACACUAUCGUACUGAAAUUCGCACUGAAACCUCCUCUGCUCAACCAGUGCACUCAUCCAGUAUCGUGGUGAACACUGCUAACCUUGGAAACCAUUUGACUCUAGAGAGGAAAAAUAAUGAUUCGCAGGACAGUGGUAGGCGCACCCCUGUUCCUCCGCUAAAUAUAAACGAAUUUCAAACCAAUAAUUUGUUUCAGGCCUCUAAGCCUUUAUCAACACCUGUUCAGGCUACCUCCCCAGGAAUAGCACAUUCUAAACCUGUGUUUGUGGAAGUGAAACGGGAUCCAUUUCCGGGUGUACCCCACAUAGGAAAUUUUGACACUUUUCAACCUGGAGUUUAUCCAACAACUGUGAGGGCUCCACCUUCCUAUAACAGCCCUGGAUAUAUGAACUACACUCAGUACAACUCUGAGUUUCCUAAUCCAACACACCAGGAGCUUUUCAACAAAGGCCCUGGUUACAGCAGCCCACCCACCAAUAUUUACCACCCGGGCUACACUGGCUACAACGCCUACAGUGCUUAUGAUCAGCAGGGGUACCCUAAUACGCCUGGGGGUCACCAUUCUGGCCAGGCACCAAACCACCUCUCUCAGUACACCCAUUACUCCCCCCAGAGUGGGUUUCAGCAUAUUUCCAAGAGCCCUGGCGGAGUUGUCUCCCAGCCCACAGUGGCAAGCAGGUCCAGCAGCCAAGAGAGUGACCACAGCGUGUCUAGUGAGUAUGAGAAUCGGAACCAUGGCUACAACAAUAUAGUUUCCAGUACCUCUAGUCACACCACUUCUGAUUUGGCUUCUAGCAGAGCUGACAAGGGCAUUAGAUCUCGCUCUGGUAGCAUACAAGAGGAUGCUGACUACAUUCAAGCUUUGCUCCAGCAUCAAAUAAUGCGUAAGAAAAAGCUUGAAGAUGAUAUGGAUCAGUACCGCUUGAUCUUGGAGAAACUGCGCUCGGAGGUGGGAGACAUGGAGAAAAAUAUGAUAGAGAACAAUAGUCUUAAUAAAAGUUUUCCAUCCGUUGAAGAUAUUUCUAAACUGUGUGAAAGUAAUCGACUGCUGCAGACAGACAUUCAAAUGUACAUGAAUGAAAUAGACAUGUACAAGAGUGGACAAGUUCCUGUUAGUAAGAUCAAUCCUCUUGACCAGCAAAACUUUUUUGCCAACAUGCCUACUGGACAGCAGGAUCCCAUCUACAACAAAUCCAGUGCUCAGAAUAAAUUAGGAGAACGAAGACCAGCUCCCCUACCUCCACCAAGACCGCCCCCACCUAUUCCGUCUAGACAGCCGUCGACAGAAAUGAAUCCUACAGUUGGAAUGGGGCCCAGCAGUGAUAUAUUUCGUGUCCCUCCUGUGCCCCCUACCCUGCAGCCUAUGGUGAACUCUGGUGAUUCAGAGGAAGGCGAGUCCUGGAACUGCACAUACUGCACUUUCUCCAACCACCCAGCCAUGAAGAAAUGUGAGGUCUGCGAGAUGCCCAGGAUGAACCUAGACUCCGUGGCUCGGCCUCCAGUUCCACCACACCAGCCCCUAGUGCCACUGCCACCAAGACUUGCCCCCUCGCAACCUCUAGGACAUCACCAUCGAGCGGGUACAUAGAACUUCGUUUUCCUCCUGGUUUUUAUGAUAUCUUCAUUGGCUGGGGGUACUGGGUGCGAGGAACCACUUCACCCGCAUGUUUCUUCACCUGCCUCGUCGUGUCUUUCAACUUGUUGUGCCUGCAGACAUUUCGGGACAUAGUUAUUGAUCCAACUGAAUGACAAGUCUGAACAAGCAUGCCUGGUUUGGGUUCAGGAAUGAUGUCCAACUCUUCCGCUGGAAUGUAUGUAUGGAUGUUGUCGUGUUUUUUUGUUGAGAACUAACAAACGCUUGAAUGAGCAUUGAACUAUGUGGCCAUAAAGAAGUGUAAACCUGUGUGAGACGUCAACCAUCUGUUGUUAGAUUUAAAUAGUACCUGAAACAUUGUUUAAGUUAAGGUUAUGCUAAACAAAAUUCUUUGAUUGUCUUCUUCACUAGAAUCCAUUAUUUGUUUAGUUGAUUGAAUGCUUUAAGUCUUUUAAAAAAAAAAUGAAAUGAAAUAUGAUAAUCAUCUUGAGUUUAACUCUUUCUCUCCGUAAUUAAUUUCCUUGCUCCGAUAGAAUAAUUAAUUUCGCUCAUUUGUGUUUCGCUAUCCUGUUCUGAUUAAACGGCAAUAACUUUUUUGUCUGUUUAUCAGAAAAUGUUUUUAUUUGGUAUCAAAUUACAGGGGAAUGCAUGCUCUUUUUACACAACACAUAAAAUUCAAAAAUCAAUUUAGUUUAGUGGGGUCAAAUCAACGUUGGCAUCGUCAAUUAGGAGAGAAAGAGUUAAUAUCCCUGGCAUCUUUUACCAGAGUCAAGAAUUUCCAGGAUGUAACUAGGGUGGCUAUGUUUUCAGAUUUUAAAUGUUUGAUGUCAGCAACUACAAUGUGGAUGGAUAAGUGUGUGGGGUGCAAAGCUCAUGCUUCUGUCUUUUUAUCCUGACGUUGAGUUCUGAUUAAAAAAAAAAAUUCAAAUUGUGUAAAAUUCUGCAAUGUUGCUAUGACAACAACUAAACUUUCUUACUGGUCUUAGUUUUAUUUAUUUAUUUAUUUUUUUCAUAGGCCCCGCCCUCUCUCUGUAUAUAUUUAUAUGGAAAGAUAAAAGAUUAUAUUUUGUCCUUGGUUAAGACAAAUUGGAAAUUCAUUGUUGAUUAGACAGACGCUUGUCCCCCCAGUCUUAACAAAAAAAAUGUUCCUUUGUUUUAGUUUCAGAUAUAAAUAGAGGAGACUUGUUUCUCUCUGAAUCAUCCUUUUAAAAAAGAGCAAUUCUAAAUGGAUCAACCUUCUUAUAGUCAAUGUUAAGUCACAUGCUUUUAAAUCAAAACUUUUCUCAUUCUGAAACUGCCAUUUUGUUUGCGCAGGGUUUCAAAGUGAAACAAAAUGAUGGGCUGGUAACUCUUUAAGUGUUACUUCUAGUAAAUGUUACUAUAGAAAAAAGCAUCUGCAAGGUGUAUAGCUAGCAAUUAAGUUUUAAGUUGUUUUUUUUGUUUUAGUUAUUUUACCCAUUACUUUUAUUUUUAGUGAAUAUAUUGAAUGAAAAGAACAAUUUUUAAUGGUUUAAAAAAAAUUGUUCCUAAUAAUAGCCAUUUAAAACAAUGUAUUUAUUGUGUGUAUGGGCUAGGCAUGCAAGCUAUUCGUCUGUAAAACAUAACUAACUUUUUAAUGCUAGAAACAAAAUGAAAAUGUUUCUGUUUUUUUAUGAAAAAAAUGUUUUAAAAAAGUGUCUUAGAACUUAGACAAAUAAUUCCAAAUAUAUAUAAAGUUUUAUAUGCCAGCUCCGUGCUUCACUAGUGUUUACAUUGGUGUUUUGUUUGGAUUCUAAAUCCCAUUAAAAACUCUGCUAACAUAAUGUCAUCAUUACUCAACAUUUGGAUUUUAUCUUAUCUGAAACACAGACAGAAAUUUAUUAUGUGUUCAUAUUUGGCUGUUAUAUUUCUGUGUUUUUUUAUUUGCUUUAAUUCUGUGUUCACUUUGGUUUGUCUACUGUGCCAUACAUUCAGCAGCCCCCUUCCAGUGAUAUCUUCUUGGUUCUCUUUCUACACAUGCAGCACUACUUCAACAAGCACUGGAUAGUUUUUUGUCUUUUUGAUUCAUUUUUAUGAUCCUAAAUCAAUGGGGGGCCUGAUCACUGACAUUGUUUGACCCCCAAAAUCCAUCUAAAUUUCCCAAACCUGUGCCACAGGCCUCAAUCACCCUCAAAAUGUGUACACUGUACCCUCUCCUCUAUGGCUUCCAUCGACAUUUUGACAGGAAGUUUCGUGGGCUUGAUAAUUUACUUCACCUGUGGGCCAUAGUUUGAACAUCAUUGUCUAAAAUGAAUUCACACAAUUUUUUAAAGAAGUUACGAGGCAGUUAAGGAGUCAGCGCACCCUUUCCUAUUAUUACCAUCAGUUAUAUUAAUUUCAAAAGGAAUGAAAUAGGUUUUAUUUGAUCAAAAGUACAUCUUUUUUUUUUUUUUUUAUAAGUUAAAAGAUGUUAAUAUUCAAAGUGAACUUUUUUAUUCUUAUGUUCAUAUCCAGGUUGUUUUUUUAUUUCUUAUAUAACAGUUUUGGAAGAUUGAGUGAAGAAGUACUGUGGAAGAUUGAGUGAAGAAGUACUGUGGAAGAUUGAGUGAAAAAGUACUAUAUUAGUGAAGACAUACUGUAUUCUUGUUUGUCCAUAUUCAAUUUGUUAGUUCCUAUUUGUUCAUGUAUAUAUUAUUGUAUAUGCCAAAGUUUUUCUGCAAGGACAAAAAUAUAUGUAUGUAUCAGAUCUCUGAACUCUGCUGUGCAACUGGUAUGCAAGUAUAUCACCAACUUUCUGAACAUUGACCUGUAUAUUUUGCUUGGUGAGUUUGUCAUUUGUGGGGCGGGUCUGCUGCAUUGAUUAAAUUUGCCAAAAUCUGUCCUGUGUAGUGCAUCGUUGAAGUGAUUUUACCUGGCAUAAUGCUGUCAUUGAACAUAGUCUAUCAUUUUGUGUGUUCAGUGGAAUUAAUCAAGAAAUGUAUUUCUCUGUUUUCUACGUCUGCUUCAUGCUCCUUGGUCAAUUAAAAAAUUGGAAUGCAAUUUGUUCAGUUAACUCGUUCUCUCUGUAAUUAUUUACCACAUUCUGGUGGAAUCAACACUGGUAUCGUCAGUUAGGAAAGAAAGAGUUAAUAAAAACCAAUAUACAUAUGGGAUUUCAUCCAAUGAUUAUACCAUUCAAUUCAAAACUGGGCUUUACUAGGAGCAGGCCAAUUUGUGUUUCUUAAACUUCAAUUUGGUCAGUCAUGAAUUAGUUUUUGUACCAUUGCCUUAAAAUUAUUCAAGUUGUUAUUUUAGCAAAAAAGAAAAAAAAAAACAACAACUUACAAAGUUUUCAAGUGGUCCCACCACAUUACAGGAGGCACGGUAGCUGAGUGGUAAAGCGCUUGGCUUUCGAACUGGUGUCCCGGGUUUGAAUCCUGAGGACCGGGAUUUUAGUUUUGGGAUCUUAAGGCGCCUCUGAGCCCACCCAGCUCCAAUGGGUACCUGACAUUAGUUGGGGAAAAUAAUCGCGGUUGGUCGUUGUGCUGGCCACAUGACUUCCUCGCUAACUGUGGGCCACAAAAAACAGAUGACCUUUACAUCAUCUGCCCUAUUGAUCAUAAGGUCUGAAAUGGGAACUUUACUUUGUACCAGACUACAUUGGUUUGUUUUGCACUUAACUUUGUAUGGUAAAACUUGGUUGCAUACAUCUGUCGUACAGUGUAAUUUGUUAGAGCCUCUCUUUUCAAGCUACUGCCUUCACUGCUUGGUGUUUUUUUUGUUGCUUGUAUAACCAACCAUCCUUCGACACUAGUUAUUUAAAGUAGCUUUUUUUUUUUUGUCUAUUAAAACUCUCUUACACUGUAUCUUAUGGUGGUGGCUUUGUACUGUUUAGAUAGUAGAGCUGUGAUCAAUCAAAGAGAAUAAAUAAAAAAAAGGUUUAACUGUUACACAGAAGAGAAACUAAAUACAAGACCAAAUCUAGUUUUAAUUUUUGAACUUAAUCCUGUUCACAUUUCUUUUUUUUUUAUUUUAACCAGCUUUAGUUUUGAUUUCUCAACUCUAACAAGAUUUUAUUUUUUGCUUUCAAAUGUCACUUUUUUUGUAAUCCUAAUUUGAACUAUGAAAAUGUAGACUGAUCAAUUAUAGUUUCAUUGAAACUCCUGAUUGGAUUCAAGAUUUUUAGCUUGCUCUUUUUACUUUUUGAUUCGUUUCCUUUUUUAACUGUCUUUUUUUUUUAAUCCUCAUUAACGUUAUUUAUGUUUCUAUUACUACACAAACUCUAUCUCUAUAUGUUUCUGUUACUACACAAACUCUAUCUCUAUAUGUUUCUGUUACUACACAAACUCUAUCUCUAUUUGAUCAGCAUUCUUCUCAUGUACUUACAUGUUAGAUUUUUAAACAUGGCUUUGAAUGGGGUGUAGUAGUUACAACAGUACAGCUCAUAGGUUCACACCUGUAGCCAUAUCAAAAAUAAAAAGACAUAGUCAAGGCAGAUCUUAUUAAUCAUUGUUACCAUAAUAAAUCAAACUCUUGCACAUCUUGUCGACUUAGCACAUGAAACAUGUCAUGAGAGUAGCUACAACUAAGAUGGUAAUGUUGAGCAUUCUUAUUCUAAAAAUGUGCUCAUUCAUGAGUUUCCUGUAUCUCCUGGGAAUGAAACAACCACCAUUUUUUUAAAGAUGAUUCCAUCACUUUGUACUGUUUUUUGUAUGUGAGCCAUUCUUUCUUGUGACUGCUGGAUCAGGUUUGGUUUUUUUUUUUUUUUUACACUUUUUGAACUUGUUAUGGCGAUUAAGUUUUUCUUGUUAGAUUGUUUCUAGAAUUUCUAUCAAAAAUAUUUUGAACAGUGUUUGAAUAUAGUAGCCGAGGCAGUUGUGUAAAUAUUCAAAAUUUUUCUGACAAAUUUUGCUAAUAAAUGUAAUGAAUGUUGUAUCCUAGACUUUCAUUAGUCUAGUUGAACUCUAAGUAAGUUACACAUCCAUGCUGAUAGCCAUUGUUUGUACGUGGGGGUAUACAACACAAAAACACAUCCAUGCUGAUAGCCAUUGUUUGUAUGCUCUACUACAGUAUUCAAUCAAGAGGUUGGUCCUUGUUGCAUUACUUUGUUACCAUUGCUUCUCCGUGUUUUGUAUAAACUGUAGCCAUAAAAGACUGGUUCAAUGAAGGUCUGUAAAUAGUUGUUUUACAAAUAUAAAUCAAUGUUAUAACUAUCUGUAUAUAAUUAGGACAUGCCAGUUCAUAAUUAUUUAUAGAGUUUUAAAUUUAUCGGUUUAAAAACAAACAAUUUUGUUCUCUUCAUAUUGUGACUUGACUGAAUGGCCCCUUGUGUGCCUAGAAAAUUCUAGAAUAUUAUUGGAGUUGAAUAACGUUUUGAUUCUAAUCACAAGUCAAUUUGAUGUCUGUGUCGUUUUCAUUGUAAAAUUAUUUUGUUCAAGCUUUGUUACAUUUGCUGUUGAUGUCCAUGAGCCACAUCACAUCUUAUGAGAUACACGAUGAAGGCUAUUAAGUGGUCUUUGAAAGAUUUCUAAAAUUUUUUUGUUUAACAUGUGCUCAAUAUUUUUUGUCGUUUAUACACGUCUUAGAUCACUUCGGUCUGUCACUUUGGGGGUCAAAGGUCAUGGCUGAAUGUUUUGUCUCACUUGUAAAUGUGCACCGCUUAUUGUUGCAGUCUAAAGACUUUGGCCCUGAAAGAAAAUGUUUAGUUAUAAAGCAAGUGCACAUGUUUUUAAAACAUUGAAGGGGAAACUCUUUUGUCUGAAGAAAGCAGUCAAUGGUUUCUCUUUGACCAAAGAAAGACAUAUAGACCCUAAUUAUAUUUAUGAACUGAACUGGUUGAACACAAUUCAUCAGACUUAAUGGAAUGAACAAAAAAAAGCAAAUGUUCAGAUGUGAACAGACUACUUUGAAGAGAUUUAAUUUUGUCUUUAUUUAUUAGCCACGCUCUUGUUUUGUGUUUCUGUACCUACAAAGGAUGUCCACUGUUCGACAUUAUCACCAAGCUAUUUUAUUUCAAGAAAAAGAUUUGAUGUCAUACGUGUACUAUUUUAAUUUCAUGUAAUCUGACCACAUUAUGGAAAUGGUUGAGUGACUUUCCCAAUAGAAUGAAUAUGUGCAUAUAAAUAGUGUUCAGGUCUUGUUUUGAUAUGUCAGUGCAGACCUAAAGCUUUAUCUGUUUGGUUAGGGGGUUUGGACUCAUCCUUGCUUUGUAUUCAUUGCUCCCCUCACGUUUAGUGCUGGAACACUGCGGGGCCUGUUGAUGGUUUCCACUAGAUCAUGUAUAUGGCCCACUAGCCUGAAGUCUACAAUAGAAUUUAUUGCAUGCAUUUGUUGUACAGUAGAAACUUAAAGCGACUUGUACAUGCAUGACCUACGAGAAAUGUUUCUUUAAUAUAUUCUCUAUAAGCAAUGUGACGAUUAUGUUGAAAAUUAUUGAAUGGGUGAUAUCUGUAUAAAGAAUUUUAAACAAAUCAAUAAAACUGGCUACACAAAUUGG
Messenger RNA from Biomphalaria glabrata, 9067 nucleotides. RefSeq names its product mitogen-activated protein kinase kinase kinase 7-interacting protein 3 homolog. Bases 250 to 2628 code for a protein of 792 amino acids. NCBI's taxonomy places the organism in Eukaryota, Metazoa, Mollusca, Gastropoda, Planorbidae. The record is from RefSeq and is a predicted model, not a curated record. The transcript has 8 exons.